Molecule: messenger RNA, 1184 nt
Organism: Punica granatum (pomegranate)
Lineage: Eukaryota; Viridiplantae; Streptophyta; Magnoliopsida; Myrtales; Lythraceae
Source: RefSeq, a predicted model, not a curated record
CUUUCUUCUUCCGCCACCGUUCGCGGGCAACGGUUGGACGAGAAGUGCGGGGGAGAGAGAGCUUUGAGAAGGUCCGGCAAUGGCGAUUCCUCUUCCUUCUCUGCAAGCUUCACUCCUCUCCAGAACUACGACUGACGCGAAGCCGACACAUUUUCCGGUCAGUUUCCGUAAGACGAAGCGAGCUCUUGUCGGCUGCUCUGCCAAGAAGAAGAUCAGCUUCGUGGACCAAAUCCUCGACUAUAUUGAAGGGGGCCCGAAAUUGAGGAAAUGGUAUGGGGCGCCCGAGCUUCUUCCUAAAGAUGGAUCCUCCGCAGACGAAGAUGAUGAUUAUUCAGAAGAAGAUGAAGUCAGGGAUGCAAUUUUAGUAACAGAUGGAGACAGUGACAUUGGACAGAUGGUGAUACUUUCAUUGAUCGUGAAACGGGCUCGAGUGAAAGCCCUGGUGAACGACAAGCGAGUGGCAUCUGAGGCCUUUGGGGAUUAUGUUGAGUCGUUAUCUGGAGAUGCAAGUACCAACCAGUUCCUGAGCAAAGCUCUUAGAGGUGUCCGUACCAUCAUAUGCCCGACUGAGGGUUUCUUAUCCAGCAUUAGCAGCUUGAAAGGCAUCAAACACGUGAUUCUUUUAUCUCAGUUGUCUGUUUACAAAGGUACAGGCGGCAUCCAAGCUCUCAUGAAAGGCAACACAGUGAAGUUGGCUGAGCAAGAUGAGUCGAAGCUUUUGGCUUCUGGAAUCCCUUGCACCAUUAUCAGAGCUGGAACAUUGCAAGAUGCACCAGGCGGACAACAAGGCUUUUGUUUCGACGAGGGAAGUGCAGUGAAGGGAAGUUUAAGCAAUGAGGAUGCUGCACUGAUUUGUGUGGAAGCGAUUAACGUGGUCCCGCAAGCAGGUUUCAUCUUCGAGGUGGUUAAUGGAGACGAGAAGGUCUCAGAUUGGAAAGAGCGAUUGUCCCAGUUGAUGGAGCGCGCAGGGCCAAAGUUGCUAUAAAAGUAUAGGAGCCAAACAUUUCGGUGCUGCUAAGUAUUUGUGGCAUGGUUUCGUAUGUGCACAUUUGUUAUUUGCUUAUUUUUUCGAGGGAAAAGCUUGAUCAUACUUAUCAAAUAUGUUGUUGAGAACCGUUCAUACUCGAUUCAUCCCAAAGGCGGGACAGAAAAAAGAGAAAAUACUCGUACUUGACUAAGUCUCA